CUUCAUACAAACUUCAUUACCUAACUACCUACCUACCUUCUAGGUAUCUUCAUACAUGUGUACCUCUCCAUUAGUUGAUUUGUUCUCAAUUCCAAUCUGGCCAGCCUCUUGCCUCCCCCACUAGGUUCAACAACUGUCAAUAAUCCAUGAAUCUCUCCCUUCAAUCUCAAGACCUCGCCAAUUUUCAGUCGUUGUAGCAUUAACUGCACGUGUUUGCGCCGACUUGAGAACAGCUACCACGCCGCCAGGUCUCUUUCUGAGGCCAUGUCAACCACACAUCCGCAUCCGUGUCUAAUAUAGCUGCGAAUUUGGGGCAAGAACCCGAAGCGCGGCCAUGAGUUCCAUGUUGAAAAAGACGGGAGGCUUGUCCUUCAAGCCGAAGGCAGGUCGUCGGCCAGGAACCGGCGCGUCCAAACCACCUACGAGCUCAGCCUCAACAGCUACAACACGUGUGCCAACCUCCGAACCCCAGUCUCAAGUUUCGACACCCGCUGCUUCUAAUCCUGCAACGCCUUCCGUCGUUGGCUCAAUUGAGACUGUCGUUGACGAGGCAAGCAUACCACCAACAACUACCGAACCACUUCCAACGCCCGCGAACACACAGCCCCUUUCCACUUCCACGCCAACCGUUGAAGUUCCCGCUGUUGAUCCUACUCCAGCACCAGCAGUAUCUCCUCAACAGCAAGCGCCGCCUACUCCACCAGUUACCCAAAAUCCGACCCCUCAGCCAAAUGACGAGGCCACCCACGAUGCUGCCUCGACCUCAGGAUCAGGUAGACGAGCCACAGAUUCAUCUAGUAACGAGACCUCUUCGGAGAACCGGACAGAAACAAGAGUCAACCUUCCCGGUACGGCAAAAUCGCCGCCAUUACCCUCCAUUAAUGCUCCCCGAAUACGGCCAGAACAACCGAACGCUGAAUCAGAGGGGGCAACAGGACCGCGUAGGGCACUUCCGCCUCCAGUCUCUGACCCUACUUCUUCGGUGUCUAGAUCAGGGGAAACCGCUGCAUCUCAACGUACGACAUCAAGAAAGUCAGCACCACGGAAACGCAAGUCAGCCGUAGCCAACGGUGAGACUAAUGCAGAGGAUUCUGCGCCUAAAAAAAAGCGACAGCGCAGAAAGUCAAACACCAGCGCAACGGCCGAAAACGACACUAAUUCCGAGGCUGUGAAGCCCACAAGGCGCCGGAAACGUGAAUCAACUCCAGAGAAUGCAGAGGAGCUCACAGUAGACCACACUACCAUGACGGUUGGAGAACUAACUAAGGAUCUUGGAAUUGGCAAACGGUUCAGGCAUGCAGAAGAGAUCGAGCAGCGAGCGCGAGAAGCCCGUGCAAAAAAUCGGCUCAGAAGAUUAGAGCGCGAAAAAAGGAAACUUGGCCUUCUCGGUCCUGAAGAUGAAGAUUCACUAUCACAGCCCGAUACCCCUAAUGAGAGCGGCGAAAACCGUGGGGCUGCAAUGGCGCAGCUAGGUGCCUCUAUGGAAGCAGGUGCAGCACAAGGCGUCGGCUACGAUGUUGUAGAUGGGCAAAUCGUUGUUCACGCAGCAUCUCUUGUCGUCGACAGACACAACCGAGACAUGCAGAACUUGGAAGAGGUAGAAGAAAAUGACUUCACAAACUUGGUUAACUCGGCAUCUUUCGCUAAGCGUGUUCAAGCGCCGGGUAGCUGGACAGAUGAAGAGACAGAUAAAUUUUAUCGACUUCUACGCGCGUUCGGAACAGAUUUCGAAACUAUCUCUAAUAUGUUUCCGGGCAAGAACCGGCGCGCUAUAAAGCUGAAGUUCAACAAGGAGGAGAGACUUCGACCAAAUCGCGUUAACGCCGCUAUGAUGGUUCGUGGUCAGAAGAAAACCACCAUUGAUAUCGACGAGUAUAAGGCAUCUCAACGCAAAUGGCAAGCCAAAGAUAAGAUCUUGGCAGAGCACGCUAAAUUUGCGGAGGAGAAGGAGGCUGAGGUGUCGCGUCUCCGAGAGGAACGACGGGCCGCCGGUCUCAUUGACGAUGACAAUACCACGACUCCUGGAGACAACGCGAACAAGACAAAUGAAAACGGGAAUGGACAGGAAAACGGCGAGUACGAAGUCAUCGAGGAAGACGCGGAUGCCCAAGGACAAGGAGGACAAGGACAAGAUGUGGAUGUCAACAUGGACGCUCAGCCAGAGGGCGUCCAGACAUGAAAUAAAGUGCAUCAAUUGCCCAGUUCGACGGAUGGUGAAGGCAGACUAAGCAAGUCAUUGAAUGACUGACUUGCUCCAUUACUCAUUACUUCUCUUCAAUUUUGAUACCCCAUUGCUUACCCACCUACUUAGACCAUUGUCUACCUACCUUAGCCAGAUGUCCGACACAACUCGCCUGCACAUUAGAAAUUCAGGCUAUUAUCCCCCCCCGCGGGAGAAACAGAAUAUGGAACUAACGCGAAGUCGUACGCGUGUUUUCUUCUGUAUUACACAGACACGACAUGACAUGCUUGUCACUCACAUCAAUCACACCAGGCAUGUCAGAAUACGCGGUUAGAAGUCAUAUCUACCUACCCAGUAGAUUACAUGUACGAACAAAAAUAAAGCAAGACCAUCUGUUCAAACCAGAUAAAUGUCACGAAUAAAUGAAAUGGAAUGAAAUGAGAUGAGAUGUGAAUAAAAACAAACGCAAUAUUUUCAAAGAGGAAAAAGCAGAGUUAGUUCCACGGGCUAUGAAAUAUUUAACUUCUUACGAUGCUGAAGUAGUAAAACACAAUUCAUAAAAUAAAUGUGCUAACUACCCAGAUACCAAACAAAUAUAGUCCACUAUAUACCUAUCUAUAUUCAUCUCAUACGCCCAAUUAAUAUAUAUACCUUUUA
This is a messenger RNA of Xylaria bambusicola, 2839 nucleotides long. RefSeq lists its product as uncharacterized. Gene Ontology annotation, cellular component: transcription factor TFIIIB complex. Gene Ontology annotation, biological process: RNA polymerase III preinitiation complex assembly. Lineage: Eukaryota; Fungi; Ascomycota; Sordariomycetes; Xylariales; Xylariaceae. The transcript is spliced from 3 exons. Bases 335 to 2179 code for a protein of 614 amino acids. The record is from RefSeq and is a predicted model, not a curated record. Gene Ontology annotation, molecular function: TFIIIC-class transcription factor complex binding.